Messenger RNA from Hemisphaericaspora subhashii, 537 nucleotides. RefSeq lists its product as uncharacterized. The transcript has a single exon. The record is from RefSeq and is a predicted model, not a curated record. NCBI's taxonomy places the organism in Eukaryota, Fungi, Ascomycota, Pichiomycetes, Serinales, Debaryomycetaceae. Bases 1 to 537 code for a protein of 178 amino acids.
AUGUCAAAUCAAUAUACUUACAAUAAUUAUCAACAAUAUUCGCCUAACUUACCUCAUGCAUCUGCACUUGCCAACACAAGUCCAACUGCCAAUAUCUCCUACCUUUCACCACCUGGAUCAUCUAACAAUAGUUUGUCAAGUUCAGUAUCGAGUGUUAGUCAACCAAGUAGUACGAAUUCCAUGCUUGCGAAUAGUAACAUGCUUAGUGCUAAUUCAUCAAGUUAUUCAUUCCAUACUCCUAGAUUAAGAUAUUAUUUAUCUAAAUCAUUUGAUAUGGAAGAUGAUUUGGAAUUUUGCCCUGAUAUUCCUGAUACUUUCCAUUCAAGUCCAUCAUUAAAGAAAUUUAAUCCUUAUACUGCAACCACAUUCUCUCCAUCACAAGAUCAAACUUCACCAAAGAGUACUAACAGUACUACUGUUAGUGUUGGUAGUAAUACAUCACCAAGAGUACAUACUCCCAGAAUUAAGAAACCUUUGGAAAUCAUUAAUCCUCAAACUAAGAUGAGAAUCGAAUCACCUGCAAUUCAAAAUAAAUGA